Molecule: messenger RNA, 2960 nt
Organism: Neodiprion fabricii
Lineage: Eukaryota; Metazoa; Arthropoda; Insecta; Hymenoptera; Diprionidae
Gene: Mct1
Product: monocarboxylate transporter 12
Exons: 9
Coding region: 956-2746 (596 amino acids)
Biological process (GO): transmembrane transport; monocarboxylic acid transport
Molecular function (GO): monocarboxylic acid transmembrane transporter activity
Source: RefSeq, a predicted model, not a curated record
UACAAGUCUGCAAGUCGAUGAUGGGUUUGCUCCGAAGAGGAUCUCGCGCGGAGCGUUUCGCAAAUGCUGAUUACAGCCUGUAAAGAUACAGAAAGAGAGAAUUCGGAGCAAAGCCGUCAAUGUGCAGCCUUUUCCCUACUGCCAACAGUUAGUGAGUCAGUCAGUCAGUCAGUCAGUAUCAAAUCACCGCGGCUGCUUGUGCGGUGCGGGGUAGUCCAACAGUUUGCCACUACAACCACGUGCUGGUUGUGGCUACAAGCAGUGCUGUAACAGUAUUGUACUUAUAGCUAUGCCGAUGCGAAUAAUUCACGAAAAAUAGUUUGAACAUGGUGAGGUUUGGUGUUAACCUUGAGUGGUGAGUCCCGAUCCUUGAACUCUGGCUUCAAAGGGAUUAUGGACAUUUUUUUGCACACUUAGGACACGAACCGUAAUUCUGCUUGAUACUCUACAGUGCGUGGAUUUCUUAUCUUGGAAAGUGGCUGCUGCUGACUACUUAGUUUUAUUCAUUGUAAUCGGUAUUACAUUAACAAAUUCCAAGCGGACAGUACCUCAUGCGGUAUUGAUUUUCAGUCCAUCGAUCAUUUCAUCCAAAGUUCUUGCCAUUUCGAGAACAACUAUAAUGAGAUCCUGUAUCGGCCAACGGAAUAACCUAUGGGGACAAUAUUUUUAAUGGAAAUAUUUAGGUGAACGGAAAGUUUUAUUUUUAUUUAUUUUUAUCGAUAAAUAGGGAAGAAUAGUUAAUUGUGAUGUAAUCGGACUUUAUGUGAUUUUUUAAACUAUAUUCGUGUGAGUGUCUUUAUUGUACAUCUAUUCUCGGAUCUCAAUAACUACUUUGAAGUGUAUUUUUUUAUCUUCACGUCGCUGUUCGUUUUUUUUUUUUUUUUUUUUUUUUUUCGACACAAAUAUUUUGCUGUUUGAAUAUAAAUAUAAAUAAAUAACAAACGGCGAUCGCAAAAUGGCACACGAGCCGGUAAAGAACAGGAUAAAAAAAAACAUGGUAGUGGAAAAUUGCCGAAAAUCAGAAAUCGACAAAGAGGACGAAGGAAUUACACCGCCGGACGGCGGAUGGGGAUGGGUCAUCGUAUUUGCAUCGUUUAUGAUACACGUCAUCACUGACGGAGUUACGUAUUCCUUUGGAUUAUUUUACAUCGCAUUUCUCGAUUACUUCGAGGAAGGGAAAGGCAAGACGUCUUGGAUCGCGUCGCUCCUCGUCGGCAUCACGUAUUGUUCAGGACCCAUAUCCAGCUCUUUCGUAAACAAAUACGGAUGCAGGACAGUUACUAUCGCUGGAACCAUACUUGCCAGCACUUCUCUACUGGCUAGCGUUUUUGCUCAAAAUAUCUUGACGUUAUAUUUUACAAUAGGAAUUGGCACAGGUAUCGGCUUCGGGCUGAUAUACUUACCAGCCAUUGUCAGCGUGACCUGUUACUUCGAAAAGUAUCGUUCCCUGGCAACAGGAAUAGCGGUGUGUGGUUCCGGUUUGGGUACUCUCGUGUUCGCGCCUUUGACAGGACUUUUGAUAACAACAUACGGAUGGCGUGGCGCGACGUUAAUUAUAUCAGCAUUGGUUUUAAACUGUAUAAUACUCGGUGUGCUUAUUAGGCCACUGGAAGCACCAAAGAAGGAUAUUUCACUGCAGAGUUUACAUUUCAAAGAGAAUGGAUCUAUCGUCAAAGUCGCUGGUGAAAAUGAACGGAAAGCGUUACAAGCGGCUGGUGGCAAAGAUCGGAACAAGAGUAACGAACGUCAAGUAAAGUACACCGCGGUUAAAAUGGAAGACGAUGUUGGUAAUAAUUUGCGUGCAGCAUUGAGCCAGCCGAUUCUGUUGACAAAAAGUCUUGGCCAUCACACCCAAACCAUGACCCGAUCAUACGGUAGCUCGAUAAUGAAUCGGCGGGACAUAUUCUACCAAGGAAGUUUAGAUAACGUUCGAGCUAAAUCGUACGUAUCUGACAAUACUGAAAUGAGAAUGCGGAGUUAUUACGGAUCUCUGGAGAACAGUGUUGAAAAUGUGAGAAUGCACUCGUCGUUGCGCAGCUUACCGAAUGGGAAUACAAAACAUUCCGAUAACUAUGAAAGUCCUUCAAACGCUGAAGAGAAUGUAGACAUAUUUUGUGAGAUGUUGGAAUUCUCACUAUUGAAGGAUCCUGUAUUUGUACUGUUCACACUUUCCAACUUCUGCACCAGUAUUGGGUUUAAUGUUCCCUACGUGUAUUUAGCGGCUCAAGCUGAGGAGCGAGGAAUCCCCGCGGAAGACGCUAGCUGGUUACUGGGCAUUAUUGGGAUAGCAAACACUUUGGGCCGUAUUAUUCUCGGUUACAUAUCCGACAAAACCUGGAUCAACCGUCUUAUAGUCUACAACUCAUGUCUCACUAUCUGCGGUAUCGCUACUGGAUUCAGUUCUCUUUGCACGACUUUUACUGCGUUUGCUUUCUACUCGGUUGUGUUCGGAGUUACGGCUGGAGCAUACGUUGGUCUUACAUCUGUGAUUCUAGUAGAUUUACUGGGCUUGGAUCGCCUGACAAAUGCCUUUGGACUUCUUUUACUUUUUCAAGGACUUGCAUCUCUGCUGGGUCCACCAAUUGCUGGGUGGCUGCAUGAUGGAUUGGGAAGCUAUGAUCCAGGCUUUUGGGUUGCUGGGUCGAUGAUUGCGAUUAGUGGCCUCAUGCUAUUUUUUAUACCUGUACUCCAGAGGUACUUACGAAAGAAAGCAGAAAAGUCGCAAAGGAUAAGCGUUGUAUUCUAGCAUAAAUUACUGUACAUAAGCCAACAACUGAAAAAGAAUGGAAACGGAACGAUUAACAGAAUUAUGGAUCCCGUUUCUUUAGGUCCCCGAAUUAAGCAUGUUUCAUUCCAAUAAGAAACUGUACGUUGCGGUAAUCUAAAGAAACGUGUCACGAUUAUAUACUUUUUUAUUUAUUCUUUAAGGCAAUUGAAAUAAACAAAAAUAAUUUCUCAGA